UGAAUCCCCCCGAUCUUGCUCCGUCCACGCCCCCUUCUUUAUCGCCUGCUGGAACAGGUGGUCUUCUCACCUUGUACCGCCCUUCAUUUGCGCCCAUGAUCUAGGACAGCUCACUCGCGGUCCGGGGGGGUCUAGUAUACCUCGUAUCGCGUGCGCCGGCGGGGAAUUCUAUAGAGCCUCGACUCACAGCGAGUCCUUCUCUUAUCGCCCGCUACUGACAGCCAGAGAAAGUACGCGGAAAGGAUUCAAUAACCAUGGAAGCACCCGAGACUACGGAAGGCUCCAUUUUGUCCGGCGCCGCAAGACGAACAUUGGGUAUUUGUCUGCUGCUCGUCGUGGUCUUCUUGUGGACGGCCUCGAAUUUCCUCGCCAGUACAAUAUUCGCCGAUGAUACAUACUCGAAACCGUUUUUCGUGACAUACAUCAACACUUCGUUGUUCAUCCUUCCUCUCUUCACAAUUAUCUCCAGACGGCUCUUGAAACUAUGGCAGGCAGGGAAGCUCUACCGGAUUCGGUCCUUCAAAAGCCUACUGGAGCAUCUCGAUUCUCAUGAUACGAAUGUCGAGGCACGGGGUAUACUCAGUCACAAUGCAAGUGGGGAGCGUUGGCGCAGCGAGGACGCAGACCCUGAAACAUGGGCCGGUGCUAGGUUCAAUGCUGCACCCCGAGGUCAGCCAUCUAAGCUGGGAUUGAAGGCGACGGCUAAACUGAGCUUUGAGUUCUGUUUGUUAUGGUUCUCCGCAAACUACUUCGCAAUGGCCUGUCUCCAAUACACAACAGUAGGAAGCACCACAAUCCUCACCUCAACAAGCGGAGUCUGGACCCUCAUCUUCGGCGCCCUAAUCGGCGUCGAGCGCUUCACCAUCCGCAAACUCAUCGGAGUCAUCGCCUCAUUAACCGGCAUCAUCCUCAUCUCCCGCGUCGACAUGUCGUCCCCCGACAACCCCAGCAACAACAACACCACCACCAGAGGAAGCGGAAGCACCUUCCCCUCCAAAACCCCCGGUGAAAUCGCCCUCGGCGACGCAAUGGCCGCAUUCAGCGCCAUCCUAUACGGCGUAUACACCAUCGUGCUAAAAAAGCAAGUGGGAGACGAAUCCCGCGUCAACAUGCAACUAUUCUUCGGCCUAGUAGGAUUAUUCAAUACGGUCCUCCUCUGGCCGGGCUUCAUCGUUCUUCAUGUCCUCGGUAUAGAAUCUGUAGGAAUGCCUGAUACGGGGAGAGUCUGGACGAUUAUCUUGGUAAACGCCCUCGCCUCCCUCGCCUCCGACAUCGCCUGGGCCUACGCAAUGCUCCUCACUACACCACUAGUAGUAACAGUGGGGUUGAGUCUAACGAUCCCGCUCUCGCUCGUGGGCCAGAUCGUGCUUCAGGGACAGUAUGCGAGCGGGUUGUACUGGGCUGGGGCUACGGUGGUGUUUUUGUCGUUUUUGGUGGUUAAUCAGGAGAGUCGCGAGGUGGAUGGGGAGGGGCCUGUGGUGGUGGAUGGGAGGGGAGGGGCUGGUGCUGGGUAUGAGGCUAUUCCUGGGGAUGGUGGUAAUGAGUAUGGAAGGGAUAGGUGA
This is a messenger RNA of Aspergillus vadensis CBS 113365, 1562 nucleotides long. RefSeq names its product DMT family transporter. The record is from RefSeq and is a predicted model, not a curated record. Lineage: Eukaryota; Fungi; Ascomycota; Eurotiomycetes; Eurotiales; Aspergillaceae. Bases 255 to 1562 code for a protein of 435 amino acids. Gene Ontology annotation, biological process: regulation of peptide transport. Gene Ontology annotation, cellular component: membrane. The transcript has 6 exons.